Messenger RNA from Vitrella brassicaformis, 3861 nucleotides. The record is from the annotation of a GenBank genome assembly. Lineage: Eukaryota; Vitrellaceae.
CACAGGUGCAGCCUUAGCAUUUGCGAGCCCGGGAGAAUCUCUUUCCUCUCUGCAGUAAGAAGCCCUUGUAAGGGCUGGGUGGCACUGUGAGGGUCGAUAGAAUGACGAGUUGCGACGGCGUCGUAUGCUGCCUCGGGUGAGUGAAUGAGCACCGCAGACACACACAACAGGCGAGAAGAGGAGAGCUGCCGACGAAGAGAGGCUCCACGGCAUGGAGGGCCCUUGCUUUGAAAGAACUUUGAAGUCGCGAGGACUAAGGCGUUUGUUUGUCUGUUUGUGUGUGCGUUGUUCAAAUCCGAUUGCGCAGGUGCCUAUCGCUCGUGCCAGGUGCUGCCUCUGCAGGCCUGCAAAUGCAUGGACGAGCGAGCAGAUUCCUGUCUGUGUCUUGCUGAUCGUUUCGGUGCAUGCCUUGGUUCGUUGCUUGCUGUUUGUUUGUUCUCAUCAUUUCUUGUCAGGUUUGAAGAAGAAGAUAGUGAGCAACAUGGCGUUCUUCCCGCCGCGGCCGCCCGGCUACCGCAUCGACGACGGGGCGCCGGGGGGGGGCCACCCGCUGCAGCGAGACUGGGACGGGUCGGUGGUGCAGGUCUUCCUCAGGUCCAUCAUGCAGCUGCCGAUGGGUGGACAGCAGGGCAGCAUGCAGCCCAUGCCCAAAACCAUCGCAGUAGGUAGGGCAUCGGCGCAUUGAUGGCUGGAGGGUUGGAUGGUUGGAUGUGUGGUGUGUAUUUUAUGGUAUGGGUGUGUGUGUGUUGGUUGCAGGUAGGAUAAGUGUGGAUGCGGUGCGGCUGCGGACGGGCGAGGGCAACUACAUCUGGGGAUUCCACUUCAGGCACCACACACCCAAGUACCUACCUGCACACAUACACACGUGCCCAGCAGCUGCCAGGGAGGGAGGGAGGGAGGGAGGGAACGGCGUCCAUCCACUCGCUCUUGGCUGCGUGUGGUGUGCAGGAACGGCCAGUGGACGCUGGUCUUCUCUCACGGCAACUCGACGUACGCCACACACACACACACACACACACACAUAUGCCCUCGCCCAUAUGCACGUCUGCCUGCCUGCCUGCCUGUGUGUGCGUGUGCUGUGUGUGCGGCCCACACACAGGGAUAUAGGGAUGAUGUUUCAGCACUUCUCGGACCUGGCUGAGAAUCUGGGGGUGCGUCCGUCCGUCCGCGAGUCGAUGGACGCCAGCCAACCAACAAGCGUAGUCUGUGCGUGUGCCGUGUGUGUGUGUGUGUGUGGCGUGCAGAUCCAUGUGUUUGCAUACGACUACUCGGGGUACGGCUGCAGCACCGGGGAGCCCAGCGAACACGCCCUCUACGCUGGUAGGGGGACUGGACAUACGGGCUGACUGACUGGAUCUGGAUGGAUGGAUGGAUGGAUGGACAGGCACACACACACACACACACACAACCAGCUACCCUUGUGUGUCUGUGACGUGACAGAUAUCGAGGCUGUGUUCCGCCACCUGGUGCACGAGCAGCACAUCCCACAGAAAUCGCUCAUACUGUAUGCAUGCCCUCCCUGAUCAUCAAUCAGCACACACACACAUUCUUCGCACAUAUGGGUGGGUGAAGACCAAAGAGUGUGUGUGUGUGUGUGUUCAGCUACGGCCAGUCAGUCGGCUCCGCCCCUACGAUAGACUUGGCCUCUCGGGAGGAGGUUGGAGGUCCGCCAGCACACAGCAGACAGCACACGGCACACGGCAUGUCUUCUGUGCCUGUACGUGUGUAAGUGUGUAAGUGUGUGUGUGUGUGUGUAUGCAGGUGUGGUGAUCCACAGCGGCAUGAAGAGCGGCCUGUCGGUGUUGAGGAAGGUCAGCCACACACACCACACACCACACACACACACUCAUCCAUCCAUCCAUCCAUUGAUUGAUUGAUUGAUUGAUCAGGGCAUGGGCAACGCCCCUUGGUUCGACGCGUUCAAGAACGUCAAUAAGAUCCGCAAGGUCAGGUGGCCAGACAGACAAAGAGACAGACAGCCUGACUGACCUACACAUCACAGUGUCUGUGUGUGUGUCUGUGUGUGUGUCUGUGUGUGUGUCUGUGUGUUUUGCAGGUGAUGUGUCCGGUGUUCGUCAUGCACGGCAUGAACGAUUCAGAAGUGCGUUGCGAGCACGGCGAGGUACUACAGUAGGCACACCCAGACGGACAGACGCCCACACGCACGAUUGAUCACUCUACAAACCAACCGUGCGAUGGUAUCAGGCCCUUGCAGAGGCCGCCAUGUGCAAGUUCCCUCCCUGGUGGGUCUUCGGAGCCGGCCACAACGACAUAGAGGUCGGCCAUUUCACCACACCACAUACCAAGCCCCAACACCCACACGGGCUCUUGCCAUUGUUCUUGAAUCAUUUCAUUCCUGCAGGUGGUGUCCCGGUCGCUGUACUUCAAGAAGCUGACCGAGUUCAUCCAGCACAUCAACAAGCUCGCCCACACACACAGCUACACCUACGCCCACUCCUACACCCACCCUGUCCACGGACACGGACACCCCCAUGGGCACCCAACCGCCGCAACCGCCUCGGCAUCACGGCUCACCGUCCCCGGGGACCAGUACCAGCACCACCAGCAGCACGCACACGCCUACCACCCCCCAUCGCACCCACACCCACACCAGCACCCUCAUGCACAGAUGCCGGUGCACGUGAACGUGGUGCUCCGCACCCCCCAUAUGGCGACCACCAACACGACCACGUCUGUGGUGGGCGACAUGGCGACAGCGGCCAGCAGCGGGGGGUUCAGCAGCCUCUGGGGCAGCGCGGCGGGGGCGGGGGGCGGCAUGAUGGCCACCAUGGCCACCAUGGGCAUCAUGUCGGCUUCUGCUUCGGGCACGAACCUCUCCAGAUGGGCCGGGUCAGUGAGUGAGCGAGAAUGGGCAUCAUGUAGAUCGUAUCGUUGUGAUUUGUGUUGUGUUGUGGGGUGUCCGUGCAGGCAGCAGCAGCAGCAGCAGCAUGAUGGGCGGGCGUCGGCUUACCAUGACCACUACAUGCGCCUCCAGUGAGUGAGCUUGUGAGCUGCCGCACCCCGGUGCGUGUGCCUUUAUACCAACCAUAGCUAUAUCUAUUCGAUGAAUGGAUGGAUGGAUGGAUGGCUGUGUGUGCGUGUGCGUGUGUGUCCAUCCGCGGGCACGCACCAACACGUUUUAUAUAUUCCGCUCGUCCGCUCGCUGUGUGGGCGUGGCGUCGUCUGCGUAAGUGUGAGUGUGAGUGUCAGUGUGUGUAAUGGUACCUAAUUCGUCAGAUAAGUGAGUGGAUUGGUAUGUCGAUGGAUGGGGGGUAUAUAUGUGGGUGGGUGGGCAAUGAACACCCAGCACCUCCUCGUUCGUUCGUGUGUGACCUUUUGUCGGAAUUCGCGCACACACACAUACACAUACGCCCUUUGACCGCAUGUGUGUAUGCGCCUGACUACUCACUUUCUCAUUCGGCCAUCCAUCCAUUCCAUUCACACCUUUACAUGCCCAUUCACCCGACCGGAUGAGUUACCAGCUAAGGGUUUUGACAGUGUCUGCAGCAGGCACCCGCCCCGCCCCUUCAACUGUCGGCCGACAUAUAAGUGUCCACAGAGAGAGAGAGAGAGAGAUGGAUGGAUGGAGAGAGAGAGAGAGGAUCUGACUGACGUGUCUGUCGGUUUGUUGGUGUCUGUCUGUUGGUUGGUUAUGCGGGUCAAUCAGUCAGUACUGAGCGAGCGGUGGCCGUGGAUAGAUGGCUGGCUGGCUGGAAGGAUGACCUGUAGAUAAUGAUGGGUGGACGGACGGAUGAACGGAUGCGUGUGCGCUAAAUGCAUGCAAGAGGGGGGGCCGACCAGGCAGGCAGACAUGCGGACAGGCAGGAAGCUCAUUGAACUACUCGGUCUAGACCAACCAAC